AUGACGGCCAAAGUCCCUCGAAACUUUCGCCUUCUAGAGGAACUGGAGAAGGGAGAGAAGGGAUUAGGCCCUGAGGCAUGCUCGUACGGUCUAGCGGACGGCGACGAUCUGAUGAUGACGAAUUGGAACGGCACAAUUCUCGGACCGCCACACAGCGUGCACGAGAACCGGAUAUACAGCGUCAACAUUCACUGCGGAGACCAGUACCCAGAUAUGCCCCCCACGAUCCAGUUUGUCUCACGAGUAAACCUGCCUUGUGUUGACCAAAAGACCGGCAAGGUUGAUCCUUCCAAGCUUCCAUGCCUGGCCCAGUGGAAACGCGAGAACACUAUGGAGACGGUUCUUCUAGAAAUCAGAAGGUACAUGGCAUUACCACAACACAAGAAACUCCCGCAACCAGAGGAAGGAAGCAACUUUUAA
This is a messenger RNA of Nannizzia gypsea CBS 118893, 420 nucleotides long. Its product is annotated as ubiquitin-conjugating enzyme. The record is from RefSeq and is a predicted model, not a curated record. Gene Ontology annotation, biological process: protein K63-linked ubiquitination; DNA damage tolerance. The transcript is spliced from 5 exons. Lineage: Eukaryota; Fungi; Ascomycota; Eurotiomycetes; Onygenales; Arthrodermataceae. Gene Ontology annotation, cellular component: nucleus. Bases 1 to 420 code for a protein of 139 amino acids.